Vollenhovia emeryi is the source of this 5785-nucleotide messenger RNA. RefSeq names its product pyruvate carboxylase, mitochondrial (gene PCB). The coding region runs from base 571 to 4161 and encodes 1196 amino acids. NCBI's taxonomy places the organism in Eukaryota, Metazoa, Arthropoda, Insecta, Hymenoptera, Formicidae. Gene Ontology annotation, biological process: gluconeogenesis; pyruvate metabolic process. Gene Ontology annotation, cellular component: cytoplasm. The transcript is spliced from 14 exons. Gene Ontology annotation, molecular function: ATP binding; metal ion binding; pyruvate carboxylase activity. The record is from RefSeq and is a predicted model, not a curated record.
ACCGUUGAGUCAAAGAGAUAUUCUGACACUGCGCAAAGCGCAGGUUCGACUGUAAAUCGCCUCUAUUUCUGUAGACGUCGAGCGCGUGUGCCAGAGACCGUUCAGUGUGGCUUAGACUUCAGCCGGACGGAGUCUGGGCUAUAUCUCGUUUUCGGUGAGCGACAUAAAAUAACCAGAAAUACUUGCCGGAACAUUGAAGGGUUAUCUUAGGGAAAUAAACGCAAAAAAGGGAAGACUUAAUAUAUGAUAAAAAUUAUCAUGACGUAAAAAAUGUUCCGAGAAACUGAUGAUAAUUCCUGAAGAUAUUAGUAUCGACCACACGAUGAAGAUUGUUAGGGUUUGAACUCGAACGAAAACUUACAUAGCAGAAGAAAAUACCAUAGUUUUGAAACUCCUCAUUGAGCAAGUCAUAAAAUUCAUAAACCGGUCUAGACAGUCUUGAUAAGGAAAUCCAUUUCGUGAAGAUAGAGUGUAGAAGAGGAUUUUUUUAAGGGUUUUUAUACAAUUCGGCUAAAAAUAGAAAGAGUGAUAAUAUUGUAAACUUAAUAAAGAUAAGUAACAACUGACAAAAUGCAUUCCAUACGUGCUCACCGGGCGCUAAACAAGCAUAAAACUGUGUUACAAAUAUGGAAGAUCGUCGCGAAAGGCUUCGGCACAAAUGUGGAAUACAAACCAAUCAGAAGUGUCCUCGUAGCCAAUCGAGGAGAAAUUGCUGUUCGUGUAUUUCGUGCUUGUACGGAACUUGGCAUUCGCUCCGUGGCAAUUUAUUCGGAGCAGGAUAAGAUGCAGAUGCACCGUCAGAAAGCAGAUGAGGGCUAUUUAGUGGGCAAAGGGUUACCGCCCGUUCAAGCCUACCUGAAUAUUCCUGAGAUUAUUCAAGUAGCCAAAGAAAACAAUGUCGACGCCAUACAUCCUGGUUAUGGAUUCCUUUCUGAGAGAGCAGACUUUGCUCGCGCGGUCACUGAUGCUGGCAUCAGAUUCAUCGGACCUAGUCCUAAAGUCGUCCAACAAAUGGGAGACAAGGUAGCUGCUAGGCAAGCUGCGAUUGAAGCCGGAGUGCCCAUCGUUCCGGGAACGGAUGGACCGGUAACAAGUUCUGAAGAGGCGAUGGAGUUUUGCAAGAAGCAUGGUCUUCCGGUUAUCUUCAAAGCAGCAUACGGGGGUGGUGGACGAGGUAUGAGAGUCGUAAGACAAAUGGAAGAAGUCCGUGAGAUGUUCGAUCGUGCAUCUUCCGAAGCGGCGGCUGCUUUUGGAAAUGGCGCGAUGUUCAUCGAGAAAUUCAUUGAGAGACCGCGUCACAUUGAAGUUCAAUUACUUGGGGACCACGCUGGCAAUGUUGUACAUUUAUACGAACGCGACUGUUCUGUGCAGCGUCGUCACCAAAAGGUCGUCGAGAUUGCGCCAGCUCCAGCAUUGUCGUCCAAGAUUCGUGAGAAAAUGACGGAAUACGCCGUCAAGUUGGCCAAACACGUUGGCUAUGCGAACGCCGGCACUGUGGAAUUCUUGGUUGAUGAGUCUGGAAAUUUCUAUUUUAUCGAAGUCAAUGCCAGAUUACAAGUUGAGCACACGGUAACCGAGGAAAUAACGGGAAUCGAUCUCGUGCAAUCUCAAAUACGGAUCGCCGAGGGCCUAACACUACCGGAGCUCGGUAUGACGCAAGAAAAAAUUAUACCUCAAGGAUUCGCGAUUCAGUGCCGAGUGACCACGGAGGAUCCGGCUAAGAACUUCCAGCCGGAUACUGGAAGAAUAGAAGUUUUCCGUUCCGGUGAGGGUAUGGGCAUCCGAUUGGACGGAGCUUCUGCAUUCGCCGGUGCUAUAAUAUCACCGUAUUACGACUCGCUUCUUGUUAAGGUAAUCGCCCACGCCGGCGACCUUCAAUCAUGCUGCGCCAAGAUGAAUCGAGCCCUCCGCGAGUUCCGCGUGCGCGGCGUAAAGACGAAUAUACCUUUUCUACUAAAUGUCCUGGAGAAUCAAAAGUUCCUCAACGGUAUUGUCGACACAUACUUCAUCGACGAAAAUCCGCAGCUCUUUCAGUUACAGCCGAGCCAGAAUCGAGCGCAGAAACUGCUCAAUUACAUCGGUACCGUCCUGGUGAACGGCCCGAGUACGCCAUUGGCUACUCAGCUGAAGCCAGCGGACAUCAAACCGCAUAUUCCGCAGAUUGCCCUAGACUUUGCUAAGCUUGCAGCUGCAGAAGAGACCAAUGAUCCCGACGCACCAGAAAUGUUGGAUCCUCCGAAAGGAUUCCGACAUAUUUAUAAAGAGCAAGGUCCGGAGGCUUUCGCCAAGACUAUUAGACAGCACAAAGGUCUCCUUUUGAUGGACACUACGUUCCGUGACGCUCAUCAAUCCCUUUUGGCGACUCGGGUACGAUCACACGAUUUAUUGAUGAUCGCCCCAUUCGUUGCUCACAAAUUCAGCAAUCUCUAUUCGCUGGAGAACUGGGGCGGCGCGACUUUUGACGUGGCCUUAAGGUUCCUUCACGAGUGUCCUUGGGAACGGCUGGAAGAUAUGCGCAAGGCCAUCCCUAAUAUUCCAUUCCAAAUGCUGCUGAGAGGCGCUAACGCUGUCGGUUACACCAACUAUCCCGAUAACGUCGUCUUCAAGUUCUGCGAGCUGGCUGUGAAGACCGGCAUGGACAUCUUCAGAGUAUUCGACUCGCUCAAUUACGUGCCGAAUCUUAUCGUCGGUAUGGAAGCUGCCGGGAAUGCCGGGGGUAUCGUCGAAGCAGCGAUCUCCUACACGGGUGAUGUAAGCGACCCGAAUCGCACCAAGUACAAUCUCAAGUAUUACACCGACUUGGCGGAUGAGCUGGUCAAAGCGGGCACUCAUGUCCUGGCGAUCAAAGACAUGGCUGGACUGCUCAAGCCGAAAGCAGCCGAAAUGUUGAUCGAUGCGAUCAGGCAGAAGCAUCCGGAUGUGCCUCUUCAUAUACACACGCACGAUACUGCUGGGGCCGGAGUAGCCUCUAUGCUGGCCUGUGCGAAGAGCGGUGCCGACGUCGUGGACGUUGCCGUCGACAGCAUGUCCGGCAUGACCAGCCAGCCUUCUAUGGGCGCCGUUGUCGCCUCUCUUCAGGAAACGGACAUUGAUACGGAAUUAAAUCUCCCCGAUGUCUCCGAGUAUUCCGCGUACUGGGAACAAACUAGGACGCUUUACGCACCCUUCGAAUGCACGACAACGAUGAAGUCCGGAAACGCGGACGUCUAUCUCAAUGAGAUUCCCGGCGGCCAGUACACGAAUCUGCAAUUCCAAGCUUACUCGCUCGGCCUGGGCGAGUUCUUCGAGGACGUGAAGAAGGCGUACCGGCAAGCCAAUCUCUUGCUCGGUGAUAUUAUCAAAGUCACGCCGAGCUCCAAGGUUGUCGGCGACUUGGCGCAAUUUAUGGUUCAAAACAAAUUGACCGCCGAUGAUGUCCUGCAGAGGGCCGAGGAAUUGUCGUUCCCUAAAUCGGUGGUCGAGUUCCUUCAGGGCGCCAUUGGUGAACCUCACGGAGGAUUCCCUGAACCUCUGAGGUCGAAAGUUCUCAAGGACAUGCCACGCGUGCAGGGCCGACCAGGCGCGAGUUUGGCAUCGCUCGACUUCGAUGCCCUGAAGAAGGAGCUGAAGGAAUCUCACCCGCACGUCAGCGAAAAGGACGUCAUGUCGGCCGCACUUUAUCCUAAAGUAACGAAUGACUACUUGAGCUUCAAGGAGCAGUUUGGCCCGGUAGAUAAACUGGAGACCAGAAUCUUUCUCACGGGCCCCAAAGUCGGCGAAGUGUUCGAUGUCACGAUUGAGAAGGGCAAAACUCUUGGCAUCAAAACCUUGGCGGUUGCCGAAGAUCUCACGAAAAACGGCGAACGCGAGGUGUUCUUCGAGAUGAACGGUCAACUGAGAUCUGUGUUCAUCAAGGAUAAAGAGGCUGUCAAGGAACUACACGUACAUCCGAAGGCGACGAAAGGUGACAGCAAUCAGUUGGGAGCACCAAUGCCCGGCGAAGUAAUCGACAUCAGAGUAAAAGUGGGCGACACCGUGGAGAAAGGUGCGCCGUUAGUCGUGCUAUCCGCCAUGAAGAUGGAGAUGGUAGUGCAAGCGCCCAGAGCAGGGAAAAUCAAGAGUCUUGAAAUCAACCUGGGCAUGAGAUUGGAAGGAGACGACCUCGUCCUGACAUUCGAAUAGACCCUCGCGCUUGAUGGGGCCGAUCGAAGAUCAAAUUGCGCAAAACACCGAAUAUUUAUUUCGAUAGUGCACGUGGAAGACUAGAUCUUCAACAAUCCUCGUACGAAGUUGAAAUUUUCCGUUCGAUACUAUUUUCAACACUUUGUUAUCGAUGAUCAUCGUCUUAUCCAGAAUCGUCGAUUGCUUGAGCUACCAGAGAUUAUUCAUGGAUUUGUACCAAGCACUGACGAAUUUUUGCUUAAUAGUUUUAUUAAUACUUUUUGAUAAUUCUAUUGCUUCGAAUGUAUACGUAAAAUCGCACAUAUCAAAAUUUCUUAUAAAAACUUAAACACUUUACAUUGAACAAGCUGUUCUGCUUAGUUGAAAAAAAUUAAGUUUAACGUUAAAUUAAUUAUUUGUCCAAAAUGGUUUUUGGUGAGUUUCAUCUCGGAGUAUUGAUUAAAACGUUUGGAACCUCCCAUAUAUAUCAUUUGCUUAUGAUGCAAGUGGCCAAUGUGAUUAAUAUGAUACAAUUAAACGAAGCUGCCUAAGAAAUUAUGGUCAUUAACACCAAAUGUUCACUCUUUUAAAGAGUUCACUUAAAAAAACUUCGACAAUAAUACUACGUAAAAUUUCCUAAAGCAUUCUUAUGAGACCUUUACAGACAAUUUGUAAACGUUGUUACACAUUUGAUUGCGUAAAAGACACAGGCCCGUAUUCCGAAUCCUCUUUUAUCAUGCCUGCAAAAGAUCUUUUCAACCAAUAGAUCUUUCAAAAAGUGGUUGUUUUAUCGAUAACAGGGGAUUCAGAAUAUGGGCUUUUUUUAUAUGUUAAUUGUAACAUAAGUAGGUUUCUAAGAUAAAUAAUUGUGGUCAAUUUAAAAUUGAUGUGGUUAGAAAGUAUUAACCAAAAAUGUUGUUUCAAGAAAUUGUUUUCAGUGCAUCGAUGUGAAUAUGUGUAUAAAUGCACAUUUUGUAUAAAACAAUUAUGUCAAUAUAAUCUGGUUCCUGUUCACGAGCAACGUACAAAAAGGUGGACAAAAGAUCAAGUAUGUUCUUCAGCUCCAUUCUAUAUUAAUUAUAGCGUGUAUAUAUAUAUAUAUAUAUAUAUAAGCGAUUACCCUGGUAAUUUAAUUACAAUAUCGAGCUAAGCCUUCACGAACGAUUUAGCAAGUAUAUAGAAAAAAAUUCAGGGAACGAAGACUAGAAUAUUCCUGAAGAGCCUUGUCUUUUCAAGAUCAAGAUUAAAUGUUACAUCUUUUGAAGGAAAGAAAUUAAUUCGAUUAAAAAUAACUUUGUCUUCACAAACAAAUAAUUAUGAGAAUUAUCCAAGCAUUCUAUAAUUUUACCUAGCGCGCAGAUUUACUGAAAAAUAUAAACAUUAAAGGUGUAACGAAACAUAUAUUUCUACAAAUAUGUAUAUAAUUGUGCCAUAAAUGCGGAUGUAAUAUUUUGAUUAUAAAUGUAUAUUGUAGUUGCAACAUUUGUUAUUGUAAAUGCGACGUUGAAAAAAUAUUUUUAAAAAGCGAAUUUGUAGGCGAAACAAAAAAUUCCCCUCGUUAUGAUAUAACAAAUGUAAUAAAUGUAAAACUAUAUUUUAUAUCUGUUAUGCGAAUAUAUUUUUACCUUAAUCCUUUUGGAAAGUC